Molecule: messenger RNA, 348 nt
Organism: Alternaria atra
Lineage: Eukaryota; Fungi; Ascomycota; Dothideomycetes; Pleosporales; Pleosporaceae
Exons: 2
Coding region: 1-348 (115 amino acids)
Source: RefSeq, a predicted model, not a curated record
AUGGAAGGCCACAAGUCUCCUACCUCCCUUAUAACAUCCACGACAUCCACACUCUUCACCUUCCUCGCUCUCUACCUCACUACGCUCUUCUCCCUCGAUACCUGGGCCGCCGCACGAGGCUCACCUUAUCGCGCACCAGGCAACAAUUCCUUCUACCGGCCGGCAGCCACACCACCGGCACCGGAUAGUUACCAAGGCAGUAUGCAUGGACGGGGGAAUGCUGGGCCUGGGGCGGGAAGUCGAGGAGGAGGAGGAGGUAGAGAUGUCGGGAGAGUAGCGCAAGCGAGAGAUUCGAGGCCGCCAAUUAAGAUGGGUGGGUCGGCGGCGUGUGGUGCUUGUAUGAUUUAG